CACUCUAAGCCAGUUAUUAAUAUCAGCCCAGUGAGCUCUGCAUCCACCAGGAGCAUAUGGUGUUUUUGAGAGGCAGAGCGACCAUCCCCGUGACUUUUGGACUUGGCCCGUUGAACCCCUGAACAGAACCGAGGUUGCUAGGAGAUCACCUGUGCCCGCAGCACCCUGGUCCAGCGAGAGCAGGAGAGGAGAGUUGGAGGGUAGAGCUGAGCUGCCUGCCACCACCCGGGGAUCUCAGGGAGCAAGAAGACCCAAAAAUGAGUGGCAAAAACUGGAUAUUAAUUUCUACUACUUCACCCCAAAGCCUGGAAGAUGAAAUUCUGGGGCGACUUCUGAAAAUUCUAUUUGUUUUGUUUGUUGACUUAAUGUCCAUUAUAUAUGUCGUUAUAACUUCCUAAAAACCCGACUUCCUUUACUCCGUGUGUACGUUUCCAACGAAAUCCCAGUGAAUAAAGAUCUGCAUUUUAAUGUGA
Peromyscus maniculatus bairdii (prairie deer mouse) is the source of this 473-nucleotide messenger RNA. It is a transcript of the gene Mrln, whose product is annotated as myoregulin. Lineage: Eukaryota; Metazoa; Chordata; Mammalia; Rodentia; Cricetidae. The record is from RefSeq and is a predicted model, not a curated record.